AUGAACCAUGCCAUGCUGGCCCUUGGCUAUGGGUCUGAGAACGGGACUCCGUACUGGAUCAUAAAGAACAGCUGGGAGUGGAGGUUUAGGGUCCUUCUCCUAGAGGGGGUCCCUUCCCAGGUGGACAAGCUCCACCUGCCCCUCACUUCCCCCUGCAGCACAGAUAUGCAUCUGAUCUCUUUGGUGGCAUUGACCGGCCUGGUCUUGCUGAAGACGUUCACCUUGGCCAGGGACCCAGCUCUGGAUGAAGCCUGGAGUGACUGGAAGAGGACCCAUAAUAAAAUAUACCGUGAGAGGAAUGCAGAAGACUUCCGGAGAACCGUCUGGGAGGACAAUCUCCAUACCAUCGAAGAGCACAACCGCGAAGCUGCCCAGGGGAAACACACCUUUCAGAUGGCGUUGAACCAGUUCAGCGAUUUGGGACGACUCUCCUCUGCUCCCCAGACAAAAGAAGAAUUUAAGGAGAAGCUGAAUGGGCUCCGCCCUGACCUGCCCAGGCAGCAGGGGGGCGGCACAACCGUGCACGAAAAAUCUGGCACUCUGGCGCUCCCUGAAUUCGUGGACUGGCGCAACACAGGUUGUGUCACCCCGGUGAAGGAUCAGGGCAGCUGUGGCUCGUGCUGGGCGUUUGCUGCCGUCGGAGCCCUGGAAAGUCUCCUUUGCAUUCAGACUCGCAGGCUGAUCACGCUGAGUGAACAAAACCUUGUGGACUGUGCUUGGCCGCAGGGGAACUAUGGCUGCAAUGGAGGGUGGCCGAAUCGGGCCUUCCAGUACGUCCUGCAGAACAACGGGAUGAACUCAGAACGCGUCUACCCCUACACAGGACAGGAUGGAAACUGUAAAUUUCAAAGCUCAGACCGAGCGGUCAGGAUCCGAGGGUGGGUCGAUCUCCCUCAAGAUGAUGAGAGGGCCCUGGAAGAAGCUGUGGCCUUCAAUGUGCCAGUUACUGUUGCGGUGGAUGCUUCCUACUUCAACCUUUAUGGUUCAGGAAUCUUUGACUACCCCUGCGGGACCAACCUGAACCAUGCCGUGCUGGCAGUUGGCUAUGGCGUUCAGAAUGGAAUUCCUUAUUGGAUCGUAAAGAACAGCUGGGGACCUUAUUGGGGUGAGAACGGCUACAUGCGGAUGCGAAGAGGCGUCAAUCUGUGUGGCGUGGCACGUGUGGCCAGUUACCCCGUGUGACCAGCUAAGGCUCCACAACCCUUCCUUCUGGAAUCUUCCAAACUUCAGAGCAACGAAUCAUCAGGACGCUUCACCUCUUAUUUCAUAGCUACCAAAUAAAGCACUUUGAAAUCAAAUAAUAUAGAGUGCCAUCUCGAUUUUCAGAUAUUAAUAAAUACUUAAGCAUG
Podarcis muralis (Common wall lizard) is the source of this 1349-nucleotide messenger RNA. The record is from RefSeq and is a predicted model, not a curated record. Lineage: Eukaryota; Metazoa; Chordata; Lepidosauria; Squamata; Lacertidae.